This is a messenger RNA of Dermacentor albipictus, 1020 nucleotides long. RefSeq names its product E3 ubiquitin-protein ligase MARCHF2-like. The record is from RefSeq and is a predicted model, not a curated record. Lineage: Eukaryota; Metazoa; Arthropoda; Arachnida; Ixodida; Ixodidae. Gene Ontology annotation, molecular function: zinc ion binding; ubiquitin-protein transferase activity. Gene Ontology annotation, biological process: protein ubiquitination.
GAAGAGCAAGAAGAAGCGUAGAAGACGUCGAAGUACCUCAGGUAGGACGCCACGAUAUGGCUUCUCCGGAUCCAACUGAGACCACGAACCGGGCAGGAAGCAUGCUUCCUCCGAACACCAAUCCAACCGACACCAGGGACCACAGAGGAAGCAGUCUCACGGAGACCAGUCGUGGCCUGGACGCCGAGGCACCGACGUGCCGCAUCUGCUACCGCGGAACAGUCAGCGCCGAUGAGGAACACGGACCUCUCGUGUCCCCUUGCUCUUGCAGGGGCUUGAUCGGCUUCGCCCAUGAGCGAUGCCUGGAGAAGUGGCUCCGAGAAAAGGACACUAACCAUUGCGAUGUCUGUCUGCAGCGCUUUUCCGUGCACCGCAAGCCUGUGCCUCUCUGGUACUUUUUCCGGGAUCCAAAGCACCGGAAUGACGUCUUGCGCAUGGUGGUAAAUGCGCUGUCGUGCAUAGGCGACAUCAUGAUGCUGUCGUUCGCUUGGACCUAUGCCAGCGGCUUCCUUGGCAGCGUGGGAUGGCUAACCUACCUGUUCAUCUUGUGCGUGCUGCUCUUCCAGACUAUCUUCUGGAUGAUGGUCGAGAUUAUACGAAUCAUGGCGUGCUACGAGCCCGUGCGCAAGUGGAGGGAUAAAACGUGUUCCGUCGAUGCCGUGCUGAAAGGCAGGGACUCCACUGAUCCCGCUCCAUCGGCUCGCGGGCCGGAGGUGGUGGUCCUGCAAGAGAAAAACCUGGCCCCGAAUGAAGGCGGUCCAGGUUCGGGCACGCAUUCACCGAUGCAAUCUCGGGAAAAAGACCGCGGGCAAGUGCGGGCAACGCCCGAGUGUACCAUGAUCAACUGGAAAUCUGCUACACCUACCCAAGGGCAGAUGUCUGCAGAACGCACCACCGAUGCGACGGGCGGGCAACGCCCGAAACACACCUUGCGAAUCCCACAAUAGCAACGCGAUGGAUUAACGUAGCGUCAUCAUCCUGGCUUCUACGAUUUGCAAAAAAGCUGCGCAGUUUCUUUUA